AUGGCAGAUGAGCUCUCCGACGAUAAACCUUCGCUGGAGUUGGAUCGAGAUGACAUCCAGCGUUUGAAGGAAGUCAUGCGCUGCUUGAAGGCAUUUGGAGGCAAACGUAUGCGACAAACAUGCCAGAAGAUGUUUGAUGCAUUCUGUCGAUGCGAAGGUCCAGAUCCCGACUGGAUUUCAUUCUCAUCUACAGAGGCGCGCUGGAUAAAUUUCAACCCGCAGAUGCGCGCUGUCUUCGGGAGAAGCAGGAGCUGCCGGUGUGAUGAAACUGCGGUGAAUGCAUGGAUCGAUGAGGCCAUGAGCGUGCUCUUCCACUGGAUAUCGAAGCAGAUCAUCGCAACUGAUGCCCGGGCGGCGCUCUUCCGCUCUCUGGGCCGUGGCUGGAUUUGGAUCCAGCUCUCGUCUUCAGGGGGCAGGGAAGACAAGAGCAAACUGCCAGAGGAGCAGAGAACUCGCUUCAAGUGGUGGUUCGAGAAUCUUAGCCGCUGCUUGGCAGGUGUGUUGCGGAAUAGGCAGCAUGACAUCGACAAAUUGAAGUUGAAGGGUGAGAUGCUCAAGAAGUACACCACGGGUUAUAUGCCUCUGUCAGAACUAGUCUUUCUGAUCUAUGGCAUUGCGCCCGCGAUGCCGAUCAUCGGUAUCCAGAAGUGGUCUCCGCACUACAAGGAAGUUGACAGAUGGGCUCGGGAUGACCUCGUGAGGAAAGCAGUCGAGAAACCGAUCGCAUCAGAGGCCGAAAGGCAGGAGUACGCAGCGCAUGUGGAGCAGCAGAAGACCCGCAAGCAGCGACAGAGCUAUGAAUGCAGAAAGUCAACACAGCAUGAGGCAGAGUUUGAAAGCUUGCUGGCAUCCUUGAAAAGAGAGGCCGGCCUGGCACCAGGUGACACUUCUCCGGACGAUGCGUCACCAGACGCUGACUUGUCCCCUGGCGCGGACGCCGAUGAGGAUGUCGUAGCUCAGAUCGCUAAGGAAGUGAAGGCCAAGAAGGCUGCAGUGGCCCGGAAGCCCGAGGUAGACAAGGCCGAGAAGGCCGAGAAGGCCGAGAAGGCCGAGAAGGCCAAGGACAUGGACGACAACGACGAAUUUCUGGACUGUUUCAGUGACGAGGGCCCAAAUCAUGCACGUGAUGUUGUGGCUCCUUCUUGA
Molecule: messenger RNA, 1146 nt
Organism: Symbiodinium natans
Lineage: Eukaryota; Dinophyceae; Suessiales; Symbiodiniaceae
Source: the annotation of a GenBank genome assembly